Molecule: messenger RNA, 3223 nt
Organism: Culicoides brevitarsis
Lineage: Eukaryota; Metazoa; Arthropoda; Insecta; Diptera; Ceratopogonidae
Exons: 6
Coding region: 19-3198 (1059 amino acids)
Biological process (GO): cell adhesion; extracellular matrix organization
Cellular component (GO): extracellular matrix
Molecular function (GO): cell adhesion molecule binding
Source: RefSeq, a predicted model, not a curated record
AUUUUUAUUUAAAAAAAAAUGAUAAAUUUUUAUCAAAAAUUUAAAAUAAUAGUGAAAGUUCCAUCGCAAGGACAACAAGCGCAACGUCGUCAAUUUUUGACGCCCGUUCAGCAAACACACAUUUUGAGUGACAUCCAGCAACAUCAACACCGCUUCAAUGUACACAACAAUCAAUUCACGAAAAAUGUCGGAGUUCGUCAGGCACAAAGUAUCAACAAUCGCGUGACUUUUGUCCAGCAACCAGCUGUUGGCGCCCAAUUACCCUCCCAAACACAAACAAUCCAAUUUUUGCCGCCCACGGGUCCCAAUCAAUCGCCUCGUCAACUCAUCUACGUGCCACAAAACCAAGUAGCUUCCGUUCAACAGCAACUGUCAAAGGUGAAUUUGCAAGCACAGCCCUUGCAGCAUCACACCCAAACGCAAUUCAUCCCGAACUUUGCUCAGCAACAACAACAAAACAAUCGUUUGUCCCAACGAGGCGUCCAAAGUCAAAUCGGAAGUCAAUUCCAUUUGCAGCAACAACAACAACAAGUCUCUCAAAACAACAAUUUCCAAUUCCCCUUGUCCGCUAACACCCAAACGACUGGAUUACAGGAACAAUUCCCGCCUUUCAACCAAGCUCCUGUGCGAUUUAACAACUUAGCUCCUGUGGCGCCAUCUCAAAAUGUCAACACAAAUACCGUUAACCGCUUCCCCAGUCCACAAUUCAGACAACAAGCAUCACAAGCGCCAUUUGUCGCAUCGCAACCCAUUCCGACAAAUCCUCAAUUUACCUCGAUCAACCAACAAGUUCAGCAAUUCCCGACGCCACAAAAUCAGCAAAACCCUCAGAAUCCAAUUUUCACGAUUCAACCAUCGAUUGGCAAUCAAGUUGAGACAAUCAUUACCGAAACUCGCGGCGAUGGAACGCAUCAACAACCUUUCUUUACGCAACAAGCUUCUCUCCAAUCUCAACAACAAUUUUUGACUCCCAGCACUGAAAAUCAACGCGAAAAACAGCGAUUGAUUCAAAAACAUGAACAAUUCUUCGCUAAACAAUAUGCUAAAGAACUUGCCCGUGCCGAAGAACUUCACAAAGAAUUCUUGCGAAAACAACAAGGAAUCAAGUCGAAACAUCAAGAACUCCGUCAUCAAGCCCAUCCUCAAUACAAUCCCACACAAGGUCGCGUCGUUUUGCCAUCCGAACAAACGUACUUCCAAGAAGCGUUGCGUCAAUACAACAUUGAACAUCCAACGACAACUACAACUACGACGACGACAACGACAACGCCCGCGCCAACAACGAAGCCCCGCACAAGCAAAGCCACAAAAUCGACAACGAAGAACAACGUCAAGGAAAUUUACGUUGAUAAUCCCGCCGAUUUGAGUACUUUGCUUGCGACGCAAAAAGAUAAACUCUUGUCAUUGUUACAAAAAGACUCGGAUGCUUCAAUUUCAAAAUCCAAAGCAGGCAAAUCCAAAUCCGGAAAGGGAGCUGGCAAGGAAGACUUGUUGAAACAACUUAAAUUAGCUUUGGCCAAUCAACCACAAGAUUUGGGAGACAAGGAAGUAGACACCAUGGAUCUCGUUCUACCCAGCGGCGAAAAAGUUCAAGUUAUCCGAACCUCUGAUCCGGAGUUGAUUCGUCGUGCCGGCGCUGAUCCUUCACAAGUUAUCACGCAAGAAGCUGGACCCAAACCACAAACCUUCGAUACUCUCGAGGAAUUACAGAAAAACUUACCGGAAGGCGCUGACUUUGAAAUCAUUAAGCAAACGUCAGAUGGACGUCAAGAAGUUGUCAAAGUGCCGCCAAAGAAAAAAGUGACAUUUGUCUAUUUGGAAGAGCAGAACGAUGGUUCGUACAAAGUUCAGGGCGUCAAAGGCGAUAAAGAUAAGGAAGCAAAAACGUCUGGAGCGGAAGUUGAUAAUAUCUUGAAACGCAUCAAAAAUGGCGAAAUCAAACUUCCCGGAGAAAGUCAACUUGCCGAAGAUGAAGAACAAAUCCUCGCCAAUACGCCAGUUCCUUCUCGCAGCUCAGCGGUUCCCGUUUCAACGACCUAUAGCAAAUUUUAUCGUUCAACAACGAGAGUUCCCGCCAAACACACCGUAAGUCGUCAAACCUAUGAAUCGACUGCGGAAACUGCUUCGCCAUAUUCAACCAUCGCUACUUUCCUGCCAACGCAAAAUACCGCGAGAAAUCAAUAUUUCUCAUCGUCGAGAUCAACGACGACGCCUCGAAGCACAACAAGAACGACAACGACGACAACUGAGGCUCCUGUCACGACGCCACACUAUGUCGACAAUGAAAAUGUUUAUGAACCAUCGCCAAGUGAGGCGUCGGAAGUUUCCACGAACAUCAAUGAGUUGUCGAACAUUUUGAAGGCGAAUAAUUUGUAUGCGAUGGCAAAAUAUUUGAAACAAUCGGGAUUGGAUUCGAUUUUGAAUGAAACGGGACCGUAUACGGUAUUUGCUCCGACUGAUAAGGCGUUUAAGAGUUUGUUGGUGCAAUUGGGAGGACCAGAUAAGGCUGAAGAGAAGUUUAAGAAUAAUCCACGAUUGUUGAGUGGGCUCUUACUUCAUCACGUGAUUCCCGGCGCCUUUGAAAUCGGCUCAUUACAAGAUGAGAUGACCGGAGUUUCACUCGCUGGCACACAAUUACGCGUCAAUCAAUAUACCAUGCAAAAUCCCGAAUGGAAUGAAGUUACAUUAACGACCGUUAAUGGCGCCAUGAUUGUCAACGACAAACAAGACAUUCAAAUUCCCCAAGGUAUUGCUCAUGCCAUCGAUCGAGUUAUGUUCCCGCUUCCUGUUGGCGAUGUCUUGCAAACACUUCAAUCUGACCGCGAACGACGAUUUACCAACUUUUUGAGAGCUUUGUUCACCUCUGGCAUGUCAGAUACCUUGCAAAACAAAGGUAUCAAAACGUACACAGUAUUCGCUCCAACGGAUUCUGCCUUCCAAACGAUGCCGCCAGAGGAAUUGACCCAAAUUAGCACUGACAAGGAAGCUGCCGAGAAAUUCGUGAAGAAACACGUCGUGCCAGGAACUCUUUUCACCGCUGGCAUGCGUUUCUAUCAAGUUAAGGAUUCGAUGGCGGAAGGUAAAACUGUUACUUUGCAGAAAAAUGGAGGCAAAAUCCGCGUCAACGAUUCAACAAUGGUUUCAUCAAAUAUUCCAGCGACGAACGGUGUCAUCCACGCCAUCGACAACAUGCUGUAAAAAUUGCAAACCAAGACGAUGACGA